AUGAGAGAGCUGAAAUUCCAUGAAAAGAAGCUUCUGAAGAAAGUCAACUUCCUCGAGUGGAAGAACACAAACACAUCGCUUGAACACCUUGCUAUUGUAAAGUACUGUCUGCGGGACAGAGAGGAGUAUGUGAGAUAUAACAGAAUAGUAGGGAAGAUACGGAAGCUGGCCGAGAAAUUAGCAAAACUUCCCGAAAACGAUCUCAUUAGGGCAAAUGUAACCAAGAAGCUUGUAGGGAAGCUAUACAGUAUUGGAAUCAUCAAAAAUAGAAAGCUUGUGGACUGUACUAAAGUAACUGUUUCUUCAUUCUGUGAGAGACGGUUGCCGAUGGUUAUGAAGAGAAUCAGAAUGGUCCCCAAUUUCAAGGACGCCACGAGAUUUGUUGAGCAUGGCCAUGUUAGGCUUGGGUCGAAGGUUGUUUACGAUCCCUCAACAAUUAUAAGUAAAGCCAUGGAGGACUUUGUGUCUUGGGUCGACGAGUCCAAGAUCAAGAAGAAGAUCGACGAGUUCAACGGAGUGGCCGACGACUUCAACUAUGUUUGA
Molecule: messenger RNA, 543 nt
Organism: Encephalitozoon intestinalis ATCC 50506
Lineage: Eukaryota; Fungi; Microsporidia; Unikaryonidae
Product: U3 small nucleolar ribonucleoprotein protein IMP3
Exons: 1
Coding region: 1-543 (180 amino acids)
Biological process (GO): rRNA processing
Cellular component (GO): small ribosomal subunit; small-subunit processome; Mpp10 complex
Molecular function (GO): rRNA binding; structural constituent of ribosome; snoRNA binding
Source: RefSeq, a predicted model, not a curated record